AUGUCUUUUUCGUCAACAGUACCGACAUCUCCGGACGCCCCUAGCAGCGGCGGCCCAGUCUCGCCAAGCUCAAGCACUGGGACUUCGGCACUGCGUCAGGAGAGCAAUGACCAGGAAACUACCAGGUUUUCGAUGCACACUCUUCUGACACACAUCAGCGCGGCACACGACUAUGCCUCUCAAUUUGUGGACAUCGACAAAGUCAUUCAGGAGCGUGACGAGGCUGUGCGGAAGAAUGAGAUAAGGAAGGUUCAGCUUGCGGAAAAGGAAGACGAGAUCAAAACCCUCCUGGCUCGCAAUAAAACCUACUUGAGUGAUUUUGAGACCAGGCAUGAGGAAUGGCUCAAAGAAUUCGCACAACUGAAAGAGUCGAUGAUCAAUCAACACAUUCUCGAGGUAAACGAGCUACAAGCUGAGAUAACUGAGUCCAGACGGCAGGGAGACCUAGUCAAGAAGCAACUGUCCGAUGCUGACCACGACAUUCGACUCACGAGGAGCAGACUUGACGUGGCCACCGCCGAGUUGGCACAAUGGAAGCAAUACAGCUCCCAUAUGACGCCGCUUGACCAGCUUGGACUGGUCUCGAGGAUAGAGAAUCUCUUCAAGGAUCUCUGGAAGACUGUCUGUCCUAGCUUGCUUGAAGACCUGACUCCAGAUUUGCUCAAGGAUCGCGACGCUUGGAGCAGUCGGAUCAAGCAGAUUGUACCAAUCAAGCUGCAACGCCAAUUUUUCCCGUUCGAGAUUCUUCUUAGCAACACAAGACCAGCUAAGCUUGUCCGUGUGGCGCUGGCGAUGCACAUCAUUUCAAGCGAGUUGACCAAGCAGGUCUUCAAACCUUGUUACUUACCCGACUCGAUCGAAUCAUGUGCGGCGCUGCAGUAUAUCCUAGGCGACCAUCUCGACGCAGAUCCGAAAAAGGUGGUAUUAAUGCGUUCACUUCUGUUGUCGAACAAGACACGGGACGAGUAUACUGCAAUCAUUGAGCAGCGAAGCUUGAGCGCACUUGAUGUGGUUGUCCCCAGGUUGUUGUUGCUGUGCAGUAAUGACACCACGGCCGCUGGUGACAAGGGGUUUUCGCUUCGAAAGAAACUUGAAGCCUUCUUCAUUGCGGCGGCAAAGCUGUGGCAGGAGAUACAAUACUCCGACGCUGAGGUACGGGUGGUCACUUGCCACGAGGAUGGCGAGGUGGAACAGGCAGAUCUGGAUUGGCCAUGGGGCCAUCUGGAUGAAUACGGACCGCCUCGUCCAGCUCCGCACGACAACAAACUCUUGCUGUUCCCGGGCUUCUACCUUCUCAACGGCCGGUUUGUGCUACAUGAGGGAAUUGUCCUCACCAAGAACCAGAAGGUCGUCCUCGAUGCUGAAGCAGAGUAUCAGCAAGCGGCGGCGGUGGGAACGGCAACGCCGGCGAAAUCGCCACGAUCCAACUGGAACUGGCACAGAAUUACUCCCACCACAAGACGUCUAUCGCUUCAUACUGGUACUGCUGGAAAUGGCGCGAGUCCACCACCACUUACGUCUGCAACAGCGGCCACUGGUGUCCUAGGCGGUAAAAAGGGAUCUACUGCUGUCAACUGA
Molecule: messenger RNA, 1578 nt
Organism: Exophiala dermatitidis NIH/UT8656
Lineage: Eukaryota; Fungi; Ascomycota; Eurotiomycetes; Chaetothyriales; Herpotrichiellaceae
Exons: 3
Coding region: 1-1578 (525 amino acids)
Source: RefSeq, a predicted model, not a curated record